Messenger RNA from Protobothrops mucrosquamatus (brown spotted pit viper), 996 nucleotides. RefSeq names its product electron transfer flavoprotein subunit beta lysine methyltransferase (gene ETFBKMT). Gene Ontology annotation, molecular function: protein-lysine N-methyltransferase activity. The coding region runs from base 11 to 802 and encodes 263 amino acids. Gene Ontology annotation, biological process: peptidyl-lysine trimethylation. The transcript has 3 exons. The record is from RefSeq and is a predicted model, not a curated record. NCBI's taxonomy places the organism in Eukaryota, Metazoa, Chordata, Lepidosauria, Squamata, Viperidae. Gene Ontology annotation, cellular component: mitochondrial matrix.
AAAAGGACACAUGGUUUUCCUCAGUUGGAGAAGAUUGCUGCACUUUUGCGGUAGGACCAGCUUUGGAAAAGACGUGCAGCAGAAGCACAGAGGCUGUUUGGUUUGGAGGUGCUACCAUAAAAGAACAUCAGGAAGACAUGUGGAUCCUGAAAUGAGAAUGUUUCUAAAGCAGAAUACGGAAAUCAUUGAUAGCGGGAACCUGACCCCAGAAAUAAGAUUACAUCUUCUGACUCCUAAUUGCAGGUUUUGGCAUGACAAAGCUGCUUUGUGGCCUUAUGGGGAGCCCUACUGGGCAAUGUACUGGCCAGGUGGCCAAGGAUUAUCCAGAUAUCUUCUUGAUAAUCCAAAAGUGGUCCAAAAGAAGAAAGUUCUGGAUCUAGGAAGUGGUUGUGGAGCAACAGCUAUUGCAGCUACACUAAGUGGAGCAUCACAAGUUGUUGCAAAUGAUAUUGAUCCCGUUGCAGCUGCUGCCAUAGUGCUUAACUGUGAACUGAACAACAUAGAUCCCAUCCCUGUUUUAACAGAGAACCUGAUUGGUACUGAUGUAGGCAAGUGGGACCUUAUUGUCUUAGGGGACAUGUUUUAUAGUGAAGAACUUGCGGACAGCCUCUCCGAAUGGUUGAAGAAAUGCAUCCAGGAUGGUCACACUGAAUUGCUGAUCGGGGAUCCUGGCAGACCCUAUUUUGUGACCAAUCAAUUUCAGAGAAUGUUGCACAAAGUUAGUGAAUAUGCUCUUCCUAAAUCAUCACCGGAAGAAUACAACGGUUCAACCAAAACUUUUAUCUGGAAUUAUCAGCCUUAAAUUUCAGGGGUCUUGGAAAUAUGAAAUCAGUUGAUGUUACUUUGAAUCUCUUGAACUCCAGUUCCCAUACAUUGAUAUUUUAGCCUCUAUCACUAUGUACAUUCCAGUAUGUUUGAACACUUUAUUUGCGGCCAUAUUAGAGUGGGACAACAGUAUGACAUACAAUCAAAACGUUUGCCUGAUUGUGGUCGAGA